AUGACUGACCCGAAAAAACGCAGACACGGUGACAAGCUGUUCGUUGGCUAUGAGGAGCAAAAAUCUACAGCAAACGGCUCCCUAAAUGGACAGACAGGAGCUACAAAAAGGCAAGAGUCAUCGCACCGUCUUGAUGGCGGUGCCGUACCUGAACGGGAUGAUUCAUCAUCGACAAAACGGCCAACCUCUCCCACAGCCAUAAUAAAGAAUCCCUGGGAAAUCGUGAAGCAGUCGGAUUUGGAUAACCGAUUGGACAAAAAAGAUGGGAAAAUCCCACGCUCUUUUGAUCAAAAGAUGUGUCGGCAUGGCCCCAAGGGAAUGUGUGACUACUGCAUGCCGUUGGAACCGUAUGCCCCAGAGUACCUGGCUGAAAAGAAGAUAAAACAUCUUUCAUUCAACUCAUACCUUCGGAAAAUUAACUCCUCUACCAACAAGCCAGAGCUGAAGAGCUCCUACAUGCCCCCUCUUUCAGAGCCGUUUUAUAGAGUGAGGAAGGAUUGUCCAUCUGGGCACCCAGCUUGGCCUGAAGGUAUAUGUACUAAAUGCCAGCCAAGUGCCAUCACUUUACAACCCCAACAAUUUAGAAUGGUGGAUCAUGUCGAGUUUUCCUCUCCCGACCUUAUCAAUUCACUCCUAGACUUCUGGCGAAAGACAGGAUCUCAGAGGAUUGGCUUCCUUUACGGAACAUAUGAAGAAUACACAGAAGUCCCGCUUGGUAUAAAAGCUGUGGUACAAGCUAUAUAUGAACCACCACAGGUGGACGAAGUGGAUGGCGUAACCCUUCACGAAUGGAAUAACGAAAAGGACGUUGACCAUAUAGCCAAACUCUGUGGAAUGGAAAAGAUAGGCGUGAUUUUCACUGAUCUUAUCGAUGCUGGUGCCGGAGAUGGAACUGUCGUCUGCAAACGACAUAUCGAUUCUUACUAUCUUUCCUCAUUAGAGGUUGUCUUUGCAUCCCAGCUUCAGGCACGGAACCCCAAACCAUGCAAGUGGAGUGAAACAGGCCAAUUUGGCUCAAAUUUUGUUACCUGUGUCCUGAGCGGAGAUGAGAACGGUGCAAUUUCUGUGUGCGCCUACCAGGCUUCCAACUCUGCUGUUGAAAUGGUGCGGGCAGACAUAAUCGAGCCAUCCGCUGACCCAUCCGUAAUGCUGGUUCAACAAGAAGACGAGCUUGACAACGCAAACAUCACACGCUAUAUUCCAGAGGUUUUCUAUCGAAGAAUAAAUGAAUACAAAGUCAGUGUUCAGGAGAAUGCCAAACCGAGUUUCCCGGUUGAAUACCUCUUUGUCACUCUCACACACGGAUUCCCUACCACGCCAACAACAGUCUUCACGGACCCGUCUUUCCCAAUUGAAAACCGAGAGGUCAUUGGGGAAAGCCAAGAUCUAAGACGUGUUGCGAGUAAAUUGACCGACAGCAGUGAUCCCAAUGCAGUCAUCAAAGCUGUUUCCAAUUUCCAUCUCCUUACCUUCUUGCAUGGAAUGGGUAUCCUCAGCGAGGAUGAGGAGGCUCUUCUUUGCACGGUGGCAACAAAGCAUGAUCCCGCCGACGGCAUACAAUUGCUCAAUACAGCUGGCUGGGCCACGCUCGUGACAAUACUUCAGGAGAGCGGUGAGACGCCCCCAAAACGAUCAUGGCCCUUUAAGCGUCAAUCCCCAAUUUCUUCCUCAUUCCACAACUCUUCUCACAACUCCAACUCGGAUGGUGAACAACUUGCUAAAAGGUUCCGAGGGGCUAGCCUAGAAUGA
Molecule: messenger RNA, 1749 nt
Organism: Trichophyton verrucosum HKI 0517
Lineage: Eukaryota; Fungi; Ascomycota; Eurotiomycetes; Onygenales; Arthrodermataceae
Exons: 2
Coding region: 1-1749 (582 amino acids)
Biological process (GO): ubiquitin-dependent protein catabolic process
Cellular component (GO): nucleus
Molecular function (GO): ubiquitin binding; ubiquitin protein ligase binding
Source: RefSeq, a predicted model, not a curated record